UGCUUCCUCCACCUUGACGCUCAGGUACGCGGAUUUGGUCGAAAACUUUAGUGAACCUGGAGUUUUAAUAGCGGACUUGAUAUAUGGGACGCUCGAAAAUGUAUUAAAAACAGAAAUGUUUAAUGUAAGGCGGAGAAGACAACAUUAAUUCGGGAGUCAGUUGGUGGACGCACCGUGUGUACUACCUUGGAGCCAGUCAGUCAUGUCUGCCGGCAGCACUGGCAGCCUGAGACACAGCUCGGGGCCUGGGAGCUACAGGCAUGGACUGAGCCGGAGCAGCAGCCAGAGGUCGUCGUAUGAGGAGCGCUGUGUGGACCCAGUGGAGUACAGGCUACCAGAGCCAAAGACCGUCCACAAAGCCCAGCUGAAAGAUGCAAACGGGAAGGAAUCGGAGACCAUUGGCUUCAUUCCUGGUUCAGCCGACCCUCCCUCUGCAGCACAAACCUGCAACCCCUGCACUUCUCCAAGGAGCUGUAGGACCUUUAUGUGCAGCGUGCUGACCUGCGGCCUGUACCGGGUCUGCCGGCGUUCCAUUCUUGCUCCAUGCCUGGCGCCAAACGAGAGCUCCCCAGAUAAACCUGAGGAGGUGAGCCUCCACAGUGUGAAACCAGGAGACAACAAAGAGGAGGAUAGCACAGACUGGCUAGGGGAUGUCCGCAUCGCUGGAGUCAGAGUGGACAGUCCAAGGGAGUACUUAGAUGUCGAAACUAACUGCACACCAUAUGUUCCUCCAGCUGGUGGUCAAACACUGCCCAGCAAUCACUCCCUGCAUGAGUCUAUGAGGUUUUAUGACUGGGAGGACGGCGAGGAGGAUGUGGACUCUCUGAUUACUAAGAAGCUGAUGGAGCUCUACUCCGAAUAUCAGAUCGAAGAGUUGGCCAGGUGCACCUCUGACUCUGUGUUUCUGAAGAAGAGCAAGGCCAUCAAUCAGCUCAUCAAUUCGCUGGCAGAGGAGCACAAAAUGGACGAGCAGGAAGCCGAGUGUCGGCUGGUGCGCGGCAUCAUCCGCAUCAGCACCCGGAAGAGCACGAAGAGGAGGCCGCCCGUCUCCAGGAUCGAGAGGACGCUGUCGGACAGCGGGAAUGAGACAAUGAGGGAGAGCGAUUCCUUCUCAUUCAGCAACAAUAAUGACUCCAAAUCAAAUCCAAACAUCCAGAUAUCAGAGCUGACCUCCUCUGACAAGUGCGCCAGGGAGAUGUGGAAAAACAAUGGAAGUCAUACUUCUAGUUCUCCGACAGCCUACUCUCACGCAGAGACUAACUCUUCAGGUGUGUCACUGACUCGCUCCUCAGUGAGAACAUGAUUUCCUGCUCCACGCCGGCUGUCGAUGCUUGAAGUAUUUGUUGUGCGGUGUCGUCAAGGUCACGUCCGAGACGCUGAAACGGGACACUACACUUGCACAGGAGUCUCUGGCUGAGCCAAGCUCUUCGCUGUGGAAAAGGGGAAAAUGUGAAAAUUCACAUUGUCUGAAGGACGUCGGUGAACUCAGGGCUCUGUGUGUAGAUAUUUAUGGUUGAUGAAUGUUAUGUGUAUAUUUGAAGGAUUGCUUGAUUGAGAGCUUGUCCUGCAGGCAGAUAUCACCAGCUCUAAAAUAUUUUUAUCACGAUUAACCGUCCCCUCGUCCUUGAAGGAGUUUCAUGAAACCUGAUUCUCUCUUUGCUGGUCAGAUUAUUGUGCAAAGAACAUUUAAAAUUAGUUCUGUAAAAAUAAUUUUCUUGUAAAGUAAUGAUAAUUUUCUCAAUAUCAUCAUAGAUUUGAUUAUAAACAGUUGUGUGAGUUGUUAUGUAACGCAUAUUUACAGAUAAUAAUACUUGAUUAAUGAUCAGAAAUUAUGAUAAUAAUUUCACAUUUUAUAAACUGAUAGGAGAACAAUAGCAUUGCUCAAAAAGGUUUCAGUAAUGUUAAGGGGAUGAAGUAAGAAUAUUUGGCAGGAAAAAAAAAUGCAGUUUUAUUUUUCAAAAUAGUGUAAAUAUGCUUUUAGUUAGAGUUUUGUAUGUGUGCCUGGUAGCAUGCUAGAAAUAAGAAUGGGUUUUUAUUUUAAAAUGUGACAAAACUAAAUUUCCAAACCCAUCUUCGAACUCUAAACCUGUAAAGUUUCAGGGCUGCAUCUUGCACGGUUGUGACACUGUCGUACUGACGAGAAUACGCUUAUUUGCUUAAUUGCUGUGACUUAGAUGAAAACAUUGAUACCACUCUCACGACUGUAUGCUGAAAAUGACAGCCAUACUCAGCCAGUUAGCUUAGCUUAGCAUUAAGACUGGAAACAGAUGGAAAUCGCUCGCCCGGAUAGAUCCAAAGGUAACAAAAUCUGCCUAGCAACACCUCUUAAACUCACUAAUUAUUAAACAAUUUAUGCUUUUACGGGUGGUUAUCUACUGGACUUUUUACUAUAUUUUUGUACUUAAUAAACUAGUGACAUACAACAUUUUAAUUAGUGAGCGGCAGAGGUGCUGAAAGGUGUUUUUGUUACCUCUGGACAGCUUUUUCCUGUGGUUUCCAAGUCUUUAUGCUAAGCUAAGCUAACCGAAUACUGCUGGUAGCCUCAUAUUUAUGAGUGGUAUCCUCUCGGGAAGAAAAAAUGUAUUUCCCAAAAUGAAAAAUCUUUCUUUUUUCUUAUGCUGAAGAAAGACCUACGGAAAAAGCUAUUGGGUGGAUUUUGAAUUAGGAUUUUUUUUUAAUGUCAAUUUCAUUUCUAUUGUGACUUUUAUGUAGAGAAUGAUUUCACUUUUUAAAGCAGAUUAAUUGUCCGUGUCAUAACAUGAGGUUCAUGUGAAGCAGACAGAUCUUAAGGUUUGAAAGUCAACCAGUUUGUCUGCUGCAUUGUGGGUAAUGUUUUUUGGUCAUCUACUCUUCCGUCUGUAACUCGACUCCCACACUGAAAGAUUGUUGUGAAAGCUGUUGUGAACUGCAGCUGCGCUUCAGGUUGUAUCACGUACUGUAACCUGUUAGCGACGUUAUCCCGGGCUGCCUCGUGAAGCGAACGUCCGUUUUCAUUCCCACAUGUUUGCUCCUGGGUGCAGAUGGGAAUUUGGCCAGAUGACUCAAGUGGAAUUUUUUUCAGCACUGUGGCCUUCUUAUCAGCAUUAGUUUACGGUUACUGUUGGUCAUGGACCUUACUGUAGUGGCUUCAGUUAAUACACAUGGGUAGCUUAUAUACAUAUUCUAAACAUAUUUCCAGAUUACACACUUUUCUCCUUUAGUGCUCUGUUUUAAUUCUGAGUAUAAAGAAUAAACUGCUCUCUCGUCUUGAGGUAAAAUGGUCCCAGAUGCUUUAAAUAACUAAUUUUUAGUGAGUCAGGAAUUUGGCUGCAGCAGCAGUGUCGUUAUAAUGAAAUGGUGUGAAACUGGUUGUUCUGGUUCGGACCAAGAAGCAGCUCUUUAGAAAUGACUAAUUAGAAAUUAUGUAUGUGUCUGUGUCAUAUAAACGUCUAUAACUGUAACUAUCUACAAUGCUUCUUAUUUCACUAAACUUGGUGAAAUAAAACCGUUUUCUGUUCA
This is a messenger RNA of Seriola aureovittata, 3498 nucleotides long. It is a transcript of the gene kdf1b, whose product is annotated as keratinocyte differentiation factor 1b. Lineage: Eukaryota; Metazoa; Chordata; Actinopteri; Carangiformes; Carangidae. The record is from RefSeq and is a predicted model, not a curated record. Gene Ontology annotation, biological process: keratinocyte development; regulation of epidermal cell division. The coding region runs from base 203 to 1303 and encodes 366 amino acids. The transcript has 4 exons. Gene Ontology annotation, cellular component: cell junction.